AUGGCGCCAAACAACACGAUCCAAGACGAGGUCCAGAACUGGUCCCUCUCAGAGCCCGAAGAGUUCUGGGACGUCCACGGCAAGCAGCUGCACUGGCACAAGCCCUACUCGAAGGUCUUCAGCACACAAACCAAGAAGCUCAAAGAUGGCACAGAACACCCUCACUGGUCGUGGUAUCCCGAUGGCGAGAUCUCGACGAGCUAUAAUUGCCUGCACCGACACGUCAAUGCUGGGCGGGGUGAGAAUAUUGCUAUGAUAUGGGACAGUCCUGUGGCGAAGCAGAAGCAAAAGUUCACAUACAAGCAGAUGCUGGAAGAGGUGGAAACGUUGGCCGGCGUGCUGAGGGAAGAGGGCGUGAAGAAGGGUGAUAUGGUGCUCAUCUACAUGCCUAUGAUACCUGCGGCAAUAUUUGGGAUGCUGGCGACGGUGCAUCUGGGUGCGAUGCAUUCGGUUGUGUUUGGCGGGUUUGCGGCGGCGAGUCUGGCGCAGAGGAUUGAUGGCGCGAAGCCGAAAGUCAUCCUUACCGCGAGUUGUGCGAUCGAGGGCGCGAAGGGCGUGCUUGACUACAGGCCGUUCGUGGAGGGUGCGAUUGAGAAGAGCAGUCAUAAGCCUGAGAAGACCAUCAUAUGGCAGAGGGACGAGAAGAGGUGGGAUCCGGUGCACAAAGAGGAUGGGCAGAGGAAUUGGCAGCGGCUGGUAAAAUCGGCAAAGUUGAGAGGGCUGCGAGCGAGUCCAGUCCCAGUUAAGAGCACGGAUGGUAUUUACGUGAUCUACACAUCAGGCACCACAGGUCUGCCGAAGGGCGUUUUCCGGGAGGCUGGUGGCCAUGCAGCGCAGCUCAAUCUUGCGGUCAAGUAUCUCUUCGACGUCAAAGGACCUGGCGAUGUCAUGUUCACUGGCUCAGAUAUUGGUUGGGUCGUCGGACACUGCUUCAUCGUCUAUGCCCCGCUCAUGGCUGGUGCAACAACGAUUCUGUUUGAGGGCAAGCCAGUCGGCACGCCGGAUGCCGGUCAGGUGUUCCGGAUGAUCGAAGAGCACAAGGUCACAACAUUCUUCACGGCACCUACAGCGCUGCGUGCCAUCAGGAAAGAGGACCCCGAGCUGAAGAUGGUCAAGGAGAUCGGCGAACGUGGAGGGCUGAAGCAGCUGCGAGCAUUGUUUCUUGCCGGCGAGCGAUCCGAGCCCGCGAUUGUCACACGCUUCCAAGAAAUCGUCGAGAAGUACGCCGCGCCCGACACCCAAGUCAUCGACCACUGGUGGUCAUCCGAAUCCGGCUCGCCGAUGACUGGCCUCGCUCUCCGUCCAGACAUCGGCAAAAACCCCAACUCCACAACAGCACCAAAAGCACUGAAGAUCAAGCCCGGCUCAGCUGGCAAGCCACAACCGGGAUUCGACGUGCGGAUCGUGGACGACGACGGCAAAGAAGUCGAGCAAGGCGGCAUGGGCAACAUCGUCUUGAAGCUGCCUUUCGGCCCGGCUGGACUGACAACGCUCUUCAACGACGACAGCCGGUUCUACAAAGGCUACCUCAAACGCUUCGACGGGAAAUGGAUGGAUACAGGCGACGCAGGCAUGAUCGAUAAUGAUGGCUACGUCCAUGUCAUGUCUCGGUCAGACGACAUCAUCAACGUCGCAGCACAUCGCUUCAGCACCGGUGCGAUCGAGCAAGCUAUCACGGCGCACGAGGGCGUUGGCGAGGCGGCUGGCCACCUCCCCUUCGCGUUCGUGCAGCCCUCCUCAGCGCCAAAGGGAGGCGAGCAGCUAAGCGCCGUGCCGGAUUCGAAGCUGUUCAAAGAGAUCAACGACCUUGUGCGGAGCAACAUCGGGAAUAUUGCAACACUAGGCGGGAUCGUCAUGGGUCGGGGAAUGAUCCCGAAAACGCGCUCGGGCAAGACUCUGCGGCGGGUGUUGCGGGAGCUGGUGGAGAACGGCGUCGAGGGGAAAUACGACAAGGAGGUCAAUGUUCCGCCGACGGUCGAGGACCGGGCGGUGGUGGAUGUGGCGAGGGAUAGGGUGAAGGAGUAUUUUGAGAAGAAGGGCGAGGAUGGGAUCAAGGCGAAACUGUAA
This is a messenger RNA of Cyphellophora attinorum, 2067 nucleotides long. Its product is annotated as Acyl-CoA synthetase short-chain family member 3, mitochondrial. The transcript has 2 exons. Lineage: Eukaryota; Fungi; Ascomycota; Eurotiomycetes; Chaetothyriales; Cyphellophoraceae. The record is from RefSeq and is a predicted model, not a curated record. Bases 1 to 2067 code for a protein of 688 amino acids.